GAAAACAGCUGAUCGCAAAACAUAACCUAAAAAUUUCGAUAACAUUGUAAUAUUGUAUUAAUUUAAGUGAAAAUAAACAGAUCAUGUUAAUAAACUAUUAGAAAUGUGUUCUAUAUUAGUAAAACGUUUAAUUUACGUACCAAAUCGUUAUUUGUUUAAGUGCAUUAGUACGAAAAGUCCAAGAGUUAGAUUUGCGCCGAGUCCUACGGGCUAUUUGCAUUUAGGAGGUUUACGAACUGCUCUGUACAAUUAUUUGUUUGCAAAAUCUCGGAAUGGUACGUUUAUCCUGCGUAUAGAAGAUACGGAUCAGACGAGGAAAGUCGAGGGCUCAGUAGACGCAUUGGUGAACGACUUGCAAUGGGCGGGUAUUGAGUGUAACGAAGGACCAGGAAUUAAUGGAAAAUAUGGUCCUUAUGUACAGAGCGAAAGGUUGAAUAUUUAUCAAGAGCACAUAGCAAAACUCCUCGAUAAUGGCUCAGCAUACAAAUGUUUCUGCACUGAGCGCAGACUGAACAUACUACGCAGGGAUGCAGUCAAGUCACAGAGGAUACCUAAAUAUGAUAACAGGUGUAGGAGUCUGUCUCCUGAGGAGAUUAAACAGAAGAUUGACAAUGGUGUUCCUUAUUGUAUUAGGUUUAAGCUAACAUCAGACGUUCAGUACUUUGAAGAUCUGAUCUUCGGCAGUAUAGCUUACGACGUCUCCUUGAAUGAAGGGGACCCAGUGCUCAUGAAGAGUGAUGGCUACCCAACAUACCACUUCGCGAAUGUGGUCGAUGACCAUUUGAUGGACAUCACACAUGUGUUGCGAGGUGUCGAGUGGCAGAUCUCUACUACUAAGCAUUUGCUUAUUUAUAGAGCGUUCGGUUGGAAGCCGCCACAGUUUGGUCACAUGCCGCUGAUCGUGAAUGCUGACGGCACUAAGCUUAGUAAGAGACAGAGCGACGUCAAAGUUGAAGAUUAUAGAAGCAAUGGAAUAUUUCCGCUGGCGUUGGUGAAUUACAUAACGCUGUCUGGUGGUGGGUUCGAGCACGUGCCGGGCGCAGGCGUCAGACUCAAGACUAUGGACGAAUUGGCUGGAGAGUUUCAGAUAGACAAAAUAUCAUCACACCCAAGCCGACUGAAUCCCGACCUUCUAGAAGAAUGCAAUCGUUUAGAAAUCAAACGAAGAUUAAGAGACGAAGACCAAGCAAAUAGCUUAGUAUCCAAACUACAAGAACUAAUAACAAAAACGUAUCCAGAACACAAUUUGAAUUUGACAGAAGAACAUGUAAAGACCGUUUUAAAUUGGUCAGCGUCUCGAAUAUCAAGAAUGGAAGAGUUAUCAUCGAAAAAAUAUGGUUUCCUAUGGAUCUUACCCAAAAACACUGCUAAGGUUGACCAGGAAUUGCUAAGGAAACUGGUGGAAAAUUUGGAAGGGUUGGAGAAGUUUGACCAGGGUAGUUUGAAGGAGAAUUUGAGGAGUUUCUCUGCGCAAAAUGAUGUGAAAUUUCCGGCUCUAAUGAAGAUGCUUCGGUCUGUUAUAAGCGGGCUGGAUGAGGGUCCAGGAGUCGCGGAGAUGAUGGACUUGUUGGGUAAGACACAGUCGUUAGAAAGAAUUAAAGCUGUUGUACGAUACACUGUUGUUUUACUUAAUAUUAUUAAUGUUAUGAUGGUAAGCAGACAUCGUAGACUAAGAGACAACGAGAGUACAUCUGCUAAGCCAAAAUCAAGUUAA
Spodoptera frugiperda (fall armyworm) is the source of this 1714-nucleotide messenger RNA. RefSeq names its product probable glutamate--tRNA ligase, mitochondrial (gene GluRS-m). The record is from RefSeq and is a predicted model, not a curated record. Lineage: Eukaryota; Metazoa; Arthropoda; Insecta; Lepidoptera; Noctuidae. Bases 104 to 1714 code for a protein of 536 amino acids. Gene Ontology annotation, biological process: glutamyl-tRNA aminoacylation. The transcript has 6 exons. Gene Ontology annotation, molecular function: glutamate-tRNA ligase activity; zinc ion binding; tRNA binding.